This is a messenger RNA of Beauveria bassiana ARSEF 2860, 1353 nucleotides long. RefSeq lists its product as uncharacterized. The record is from RefSeq and is a predicted model, not a curated record. Bases 1 to 1353 code for a protein of 450 amino acids. The transcript has 3 exons. NCBI's taxonomy places the organism in Eukaryota, Fungi, Ascomycota, Sordariomycetes, Hypocreales, Cordycipitaceae.
AUGAUGUCUUCGAGGAAGAGAUCGGCUCCAGAGAGGGCCGCCCGCUCCAAUUCGGCCUCCAACGCGAAUCCAACAAGAUCUUCUGACGAAAACAAAAGCGUCUCUGACACGACGGAGAAGAGACAUCAGGAACAGAGUCCCAGAAGAAUGUUCUACGUUCAUUUUGGUUCAAACUUUCCCAUCUGGCCAUCAAGAACACCACCACCGCCAUCUCAGCCACUUGAAAGCCCCCAUUCCGAGGUCCGCGUUCUUCGAGACAUUUUGUCCAAGAAAGAAGAGGAGCUGAAGGCAUUGAGAGAGGCAAACGACGAGAUUGAACGCAAACUAAAGUCAUGCCGCGAGAACGAUCAUCGCACACAACAGUGCAUCGAAAGUCUGAAAGAACGGCAGUUGGAGGAAUCCAGUUCCUUGAGAGACGAAAUCAAGGGUUACCAAAUCAACAUCAAAAAAAUCAUCGAGAAGCUUGAAGCAAAAUGUGCAGAACAGACGGUGCAACUGAGUAAGGCGUACUCAAAUGCUGUCUCCAGCUGGGCGCAGGACGUAUCGCGAGACAUGCCUGACGACGUCGUCAGAAGCACCAUCAGCUCAUUCUUUCAGGGCGACUUUUUCUCUUGGUGUGCCGACAUGUGCGCUCCAGAAAUAGACUGGAGCAAAGGCCACGACAAAAUUCUGAACUUCUACAACCUUGUCAACCAAGCUCAUCAUUACCGCUCUGGGCCUGCCCACUUGCUGUUUGACCACGCGGCACCAGACGGUUGCAGCUCCCUGGUCCUUCUCCAAGCAGCCUUGGCCAAGUCACUUGUAGACACUUUCCUAAGAAAUCCGUACUUUCUUGUGGAUAAUGGUACCGUUUUGCAGAACAUUGAGAGCAGAUUUGCCGAAAGAUCCCUCAAAGAGUCGAUCAGUUGGAGAAUCAAUACUGUCCGAAGCUUAGAGAAAACAUUUGCAUUCAAUGCCGAGCAAGUUGAUUUGCACCUGAACCAAUUUCUAAGCACGUUUGGGUUUUUGGUUCAAGAAUUGGACAAACAUGCACGGGACGACUUGGCGGACCUGUUCAAUCGCUUUUCGCAGAUCGCAUUGAAGCUAUGGCAAACCCCCACGCAGAUUCGCAUCCUCGACAUGGCAAACAUGACGGAUUUGUCAUUUGAUAUGAGUCAUUCCCAUAUCGAAUGCGAGCCUGUUGUUGCGUCCGCGCUCGGAGAACGUCUGAAUGGUCGCCCCAUUGGCGUGGUCAUCCGACCCUGCAUCCUGUCCCAAUCCAUUUCUGAUUCUGGUGAGCAAAUUCCUCCUGUUGUUUGGUCCAAGGCGCUGGUGUGGGUAUCUGGAGAAAAGGAUCCAUACGAUAUGGAAUGA